Molecule: messenger RNA, 3648 nt
Organism: Coccidioides immitis RS
Lineage: Eukaryota; Fungi; Ascomycota; Eurotiomycetes; Onygenales; Onygenaceae
Exons: 3
Coding region: 17-3463 (1148 amino acids)
Biological process (GO): protein secretion
Source: RefSeq, a predicted model, not a curated record
AGCGCGGUUCAUUGAAAUGGAGGAUACGAGGCAGUUAAGAGAUGCGUUUGAUGCCGCGAAUGAAUUCCUCUAUCCAGUUCUAAACAAAGAGCGGAUACAGAAUUUUCGAGGCGAUUCUCUCAUCGAUAUUUUGGAUCGAACACUGCCCGCCGAUUAUUGUCAUGAUGAUACGCCAAGAUCUCGCGUUGUACAGCGAACACUGGCUUUACUCAGUAGCAUCCACGAUGCUUUUGUGGCAGAAUCAACCGACCCGGUCCCCGCUAAGCGGGUGCUAGGGAAACAGCAAGACCAGGCUCUAGAGGAUGCGAAACGACGCCGGGCUCUCCAUGCCCUGCUUGACCUCCUUUCGUUUGAGGGUAUAUAUCCUUCUUUGUCCAGUGGAGUUGGCAUCCCGCUAGAGAAGCGUGUCAUUUCCGUCCUUCCCGCCGGUGUCAUAGCAAAGAAUGCAACAAAAGCAAGUGAUUCAACACCACAGUAUACUCGCAUUUUAGACUGUAUUAUAGGAUCCUUGAGUCAUAUUCUCCAAGAUGCGCGCCCGUCAAUCCAACCUAUUAUCCUUGGACGGAUUUUGCCUGACUUAGUUUGUGGGACUGCCGAAUUAGCUUUCAACUCGAAAGAUCUACCGUCACAUAAAAUCGAUUCAUACAAGAGAUUGUUGAAUGAUAUCAUUGACAAAUGUUCCACGCCAUCGCUGUUGCCGGUGCUAUCAUCCCUGCUCCAAGAAAGUACAGCACCUUGGUUUAAGGCCUGCAUCUCUUCACAGCUUUCCCAAAUACCAUUGCGAAAAGAUGGUGUGUUUCAAAUAAUUUUAUUUCUUGCUUCUCAAUUUGCACCAACACUGGGUCAAAGCACCAAAGACCCUUCCGCUGGAGGGCCACCGAUUACGGUCCAGGCAAUCAUGCAGUCCUCCCGGUUGCUAUCAUUGGUACCGCAAGGCAGCACCCCUGAGGAAUAUUUUAGCAACGUUGCACCCAAACUGCUAGCUCUACUUGAUGGAGAAGACCCUGAUAUGAAGAAAACGUCCUCUUAUGUAAUCGGGAAUGGCAUUCUUGGAAAACGAGCAUAUGGCUCUCCUGGGGCCAUUGGCUUUAUCAUUUUCGCCCAGCCCAUCCUUGACACGUUCCAUGGCAAAAUCUCCCAGCCUGUCACAACUUGGAUGAGACCAUUCUCCCUGGAUGGCUCUGCUGAUCCAGAGAUAAAGACCGGGGAUUUUGACGGCAUCAUCAUUGUUCCUGAGUGCAAGCUACUGUUAGCAUUAGAAAGACUGACCGCCUUGGCGACAUUACAUCCAAGUCCCGGCCUUCUCAAACGAUUAGUCAACCCAGCCUUGUUGCCUCUUUGGGGAUUACAAUGCUACGCCAAAGAGCACCAGAAGCGCUCACUAGAAGAGAAGGUGAGCACUUUACUACAAAUGUUUUUUAGCGUAUCCGCUAGCAUUACGAGGCUGGUCAAGCUUGCGGAUAACAUUCUUUGGGAUGGCCCAGAAGCCUGGGUCUAUGGGGCCGGCGAAGAAGGUGGUGUUUCGAUUCGGAAACGUGAAAAUCGUGAGCCGUGUGGGCCUAAUAUCCUCUCGAUAAUCCAAAAUCUAGAUGGACGUGUCGAUAGUUUUCUACAGCUGUUAGCUGCAGAUCCACAAAAAGAAGAAUUUGUGGGCGAUGUCUUCCUUCAUGUAAGCCGACAAUGGCUGUUUAGUGAAUCAAUGGGUGAGGAUGGAGGUUGUCCUCAGCCACACAGGGAACAAGACAAAUUGCAGCCCGAGUUACGAAAACUGGUCAGCGCGAAAAUUGCGGAGAAGCUCUUGGAUCAGUUCAAGGAAUCUCUAUCUCGCCAUCCUAUCAAGGUUCUGGAACUUAUAAGACAGCUAAUCGAAAGUGAAAAGAAUCGCGCUAGCACGCUCAGGACAAACGCUCAAGGCAGUGAGAGCAUAUCUCUCCAGGCACUUGGGAGUAUUGUAGAGGCAGAAUCAGCUGUGGGUAGCGAUCCGGACUCCAAUAUCACCGGAGUUUCCGAAUCUCUAUCACCGGCAUUCAGUCUCCUCUCGACAAUCCUCGCUUCUCCCGACUUUCAAGUAUCGGAUUCAAUAUCCCUAAUUCUUAGAAACUUGAAGUUCGACAUAGAUUAUCUUCUACCGCGACUCCCAUCCGCCCUUGUACAACCCGCAACCACAUCUUCUAUGCUCCUCGAAAUCACCCUUUCCGACCCCGAUCAACGCCAGACAAAACCAACACUUACUUUUCCUGGCAUCUCUGAUCUUGAAAGCCACCGCCAGGCGAUAAAUAAUAUCUUUUCCCCGUUGGCCCCUGUUCAAGCCGAAGGUCUCUCAACGCUAUCUCAGCUAAUUGACAAAGCGUCUCCCGUCCUGGAUAUUCCUGCAACUCUCACGCUUCUUCUUUCCGUAUUAACAGCUAGCGAUGAGUCUGCUGCUACCGACGAGUUUCUUUAUCUCAAUGUGAUCAAACUCAUCGGAUCCCUGGCGUCCAAGCACCCACGUACUGUGAUAAAAACCCUCGCCGAGCGUUAUGCUGAUCGCAGCGAGGAGUCGACCCUCGACCAGCGACUCAAAAUCGGCGAAGCACUCCUCAGAACAAUUCAAAAUCUAGGGGGUGCAUUAGUAGGAGAUGCUGCCAGGGUCCUCGGAGAUGUCAUGAUCGAGGUGGCCAGCAGGAGGGGAAUUAAGCUCAAAGCGAAGGAUCAACGGGGAAAAGGCAUAAAGAAGAGCCCACCGGCGAAAAACAGUGAAGAAUUGAAUCAAAACAUCACGAAGCUUAUGAACCAAAUUAACGAAGAUGUGGAUUCUGAAACGGAAGAUCCAGUUAAAGAAGCCUAUUUUAGCAGAAUUAUCCACGCAUGGGAGGCUGGGGCUACAACAGAUACUGCCCCAGAUGAUCUACGUGCCCGUGCUUCCGCGAUAUCAAUCCUCGCAUCUGCGAUCCAGACAAACCUAGCCGGUCUAGGUCCAGCAUUAGCAUCUUCCUCAAUAGAUCUCGCGAUAUCCACUCUCACCCUCGAAUCCGAUGAAGGAAGCGCAAUUCUACGACGUGCAGCAGUAAUAUUGCUGCUUGACUUGAUUAAAGCCCUUGACGAAGCUAGAGAGUCGGGGAAGGAUCUCGGCUUCGGCCUAUCGGUAACUGCAACAUCAUCCUCUAUAUAUCCCGCCAGUCACCAAUCCGGAUCCGAACGUACUACAAUCGGCAAUGUUCCCGAUAUCCUCCGCGCGCUGAACUUCGUUGAAAGCAGAGAGACUGAUACGAUUGUACGUGGUCAUUUACGAGCUCUAAUCGAGAGUUUGGAGGCCUGGCUCGAAAAGUCGCUACUUUGGGGAAUUCGCACUCAACAGAGCCUGAUGGAACAGCCCAGGUUUGAAUUGGGGGAUCGGCUGGCAGGGUUAGAUAUCCACCCUUUGUCCAGUACAGAAAAAUAUGGGAGAACAGGAGAACAUCCCAGAAUUGAGGAGAUUGAGUAGGCUAGAAUAAAUAAGUGAAAAAUAUCAAAGGGAGUAACUGUGCUUUUGUGCAGCAAAGAAUUGGCUACCUUCAUAAUACCAAUGGCUUCGUUAAAAUUAUGUUCAAAAGGAUAAUAUCUUAAAUUUCAUAUAUCUAGCACUAACCACUAGUUAAUUACCCUUUUGAAUACCACAUUUUUUGGGGG